Messenger RNA from Histoplasma mississippiense, 156 nucleotides. RefSeq lists its product with no specific name. The record is from RefSeq and is a predicted model, not a curated record. Bases 1 to 156 code for a protein of 51 amino acids. The transcript is spliced from 2 exons. Lineage: Eukaryota; Fungi; Ascomycota; Eurotiomycetes; Onygenales; Ajellomycetaceae.
AUGGCUCGCCUAAGCAUUCUCCUCGGCCGGCUUGGCAUAAGCUCAGCGCGCUGCGAUUUUCCGCAACAGGCCAAGCCAGAUCUUUCGACAUCGCAUCUGUCCCGCUGCCAGGACCACAGCCACGGGGCGAUGGAGCUGCCGUUAGAGCCUACAUGA